AUGAAAUUUCCUAGAAAUGACAAUGAUCAUGAGGAUUCAGAUGACUAAUAGAUAACAGGGAUUUCCCAAUUUUAAGCGAAUAAAUUGAAACAAUAAGCAAAGGAAAUGAACUAGAUGUUGUUGUAAUUGUAGGAGAACUUUGAAGAUGAAGACUGUGACAAAUACUAUAUUUUGAGCAAAAAUUGGUUUGAUUAAUGGAAAUAGCAUGUGUCAUAUGAUUAAGUUGUAAAUGGUCAAGCACCUGACAAGAAAUUCGGAUAAACAAUGUUGCAAAAUUAUAAUAAUGAAUUGCUAGAAAUGCGCAUAAAUGAAUGUUUCAAAUAUUAUCCGCUUAACUCCAACCCUUGGAAUAUAUGGUUGAAACCCAAUUUACAAGAGGAUAAGGAUUACAUUGUGAUUUCAUAAUAAAUCUAGAACUAUCUGAAUUAAAAUUACAGAGGUCCUUAGAUUGUGCGAAAUUCGGUAGGACAAGGCAAAGAUAAAAAGGUGGUUGUGAAUUUGUUUAAGUUCAAUGCCGCAUUGAUUUUACCUAAUACGAUUAUUUAAAUCGCUUAGGAUAAUCUGACAUAAUUCGAAAAGGAAUAUUUAUAAGCAGAUGAGAAUUGUGUAUUGAAGGACUUUUAUGCUUUAAUAUAAAAAACUGUGCAUACUUUUAGGGGUAAUUACAAUAAUCAGAAUGGUGUUAGAAUUUGGAGAUACAAAAAUUAAAAUGAUCCUCAUAAGGCAUUGUUUGCAGAAAUCAGAAAGCAGGUUUAGGAUCUUGAUUUCAAUGAUGAUCAAGUCUUUGAUUUUUCUGGAGAUCCUAUUGAGAAUUCAGCAGACAUCACAUUAAAAUCAUUAAAACUUACUGAUAAUGACCUUGUUGUAAUUGAAUUUUAACAAAGUUUUAAGCCCUGGUGUAUUAGACAUCCCUCUGUGCCAAUAGAAGGUAAAUGUGAAAGUUGUGGUUCAAUCAGUGAACUUCAUUUUCCAUGUAAAUGCAAAAAGGUAGCUUAUUGUUCAGAAAAAUGUAAAGUGAAUGACGAACGAUAUCAUCUUCCAAAAUGUGAUCCAUGUGGAUCUGAUGAUGAAUAAGUAAAAAACAUGAAUAUCAGUGAACAAUCUGUAAAAGGAGUGGCUGGAUUGGGUAAUCUAGGCAACACAUGUUUUAUGAACAGUGGUACUCAAUGCUUAUCUAAUACAUAUCAAUUGUCCGAAUAUUUUAUUACUAAUAAAUAUUUUGAUGAGAUUAAUGAGGACAAUCCUCUAGGAACUAAUGGAUAACUAGUCAGAAAGUAUGCCUCCCUUAUCAAGAAAUUAUGGUGUGGUGACAAAAACAUAGUAAUCCCAACUAGUUUCAAAAAAGCAGUUGGAUAAUUCUAACCUAUGUUCAAAGGAUUUUAAUAACAUGAUUCUUCUGAAUUAAUUACUUUUCUAUUGGAUGGAUUACACGAGGAUCUUAAUAGAGUCAAAAAGAAACCUUAUGUUGAAUCAAAGGACAACCAAGGGAAACCAGAUUUUGAAGUGGCAAAGGAAAGUUGGUAGAAUCAUCUUGCUAGAAAUCAAUCCAUUAUUGUUGACUUAAUGCAUGGACAAUAUAAGUCAACUCUUAAAUGUCCCACAUGUUCUUAAAUUUCUAUUACUUUUGAUCCUUUCUUGACUUGUGGACUUAGUAUUCCUAGUAAAAAAUUAAAGUCCAUCUAAAUCAAGGCAAUCAAAUCAAUAGUUCAAAUCGAAACUAAAUAUAUCAACUUUGAAGGAUCCAAAAAAACAAUGCCCCUACAUGAAUUCACUAAGGAAUAGAUUAUUCCUGAAUUUAAAAUCGAUCCAAACUAAGAAUUAAUCUAUUAUACUUCGUAUUCCAAUGAUAUUCAAGAUCUAAUUGAUCCAAAGUCUGAGAUUAAUUCCGUUAGAAAGAAUUCAAAGAGAGGGUAUCUAGUGGUCAAGCCCUUGAGUGAAGAGGAGAAGGCAAUACCUUUAGAUGACAGAAUCUAUUUGAGCUAUUCUUAGAAAGCCUUAGAUGGAUUCGGCUAGUAAUAUAAAAGAACUAUUCUUUAAUAAUUCUAUGUAAUCAUAGAGAAAGAACAUACUCUUAAAUAAAUACAUCUUGCCAUUUUUAAGGCCUUACUACCCAUAUUUUGUGAUUUGGUUUCAAUUACUGAUUUGCAAACUCCUGAACAAUUGAAAUAGUACUAUGAGGAUAACAUAUACUAAAAAUAUUACACCAUACAAUUCAAAUCUCCAAGCACUUAUUGGUAAUCUUGCAGUUUCUGUAACUUGAAGAAUUGUUCAGAUUGUGAUGCAGAUUACAUAGAUGAAACCUAUCAAAAAAUUAAAAAUAAGGCACAGUAGAACGAUCUCUAUACUAAAAUAGAAUUGAUUGUGUUUUGGAAUAAGAGUCCUUUUUAGAAUGUUAAACCAGUUGACAUCUACUAAUAUUAUUAGAAUUAGCAAAAUAAAAAACAGAUGGAAGAGGAGAGGAAUUCUACGAAUAAUAAUGAUGAAAAUAGCAAUAAUAAUCUAAAUAAGCCAAGAUAUAUGGCCAAAUCUAAUAAUUAUUCGAAUAAUAAUGCAAUCCAAAAGGUUACACUUUAGGAAUGCUUGAAACAAUCAGAAUAGCCAGAAUAAUUGGCUGAAGAUAAUGCAUGGUAUUGUAAGAUUUGCAAAGAACAUGUCCAGGCUUUCAAGAGUAUGUAGAUCUAUAAGGCAUCUGAUAUUUUGAUAUUCACAUUGAAGCGAUUCAAAGCAUCAAGUGGAUUUUUCAAAUAGAAACUUGAGACCUUUGUGGACUUCCCUGUCAAAGGUUUAGAUUUAACCGAAUUCAUUCUGAAUAAGAAUCGACCAUUGGAUUAUGAUAAAGAAACGCAGCAGAAGGAAAUGAUAGAAGAGGAAUUUCCAGAGAAAAGAGACGACCAUAAGAAACUCAUAUAUGAUUUAUUUGCAGUAUCAAAUCAUUUUGGAGGCAUGGGAGGAGGACAUUACACUGCUUUUGGAAAGAACCACUUGAAUGGAAAAUGGUACAAUUUUGAUGACGCUCAGGUGAAUGAAGUGGAUGAAGAUUAAAUUAUAACAAAGAGUGCAUAUGUGUUGUUUUACAAACGUCGAUCAAAAGAGGAAAUCACACAAGACUUCAACACAUAAGAUUGAAAUUUAUCUAUAUAUAUAUACAAAGUUGACAAUAUUUAUG
Messenger RNA from Paramecium tetraurelia, 3166 nucleotides. RefSeq lists its product as uncharacterized. The record is from RefSeq and is a predicted model, not a curated record. Lineage: Eukaryota; Ciliophora; Oligohymenophorea; Peniculida; Parameciidae. The transcript is spliced from 9 exons. Gene Ontology annotation, biological process: protein deubiquitination. Gene Ontology annotation, molecular function: cysteine-type deubiquitinase activity.